This is a messenger RNA of Anopheles cruzii, 363 nucleotides long. RefSeq names its product cuticle protein 19-like. Lineage: Eukaryota; Metazoa; Arthropoda; Insecta; Diptera; Culicidae. The transcript is spliced from 2 exons. Bases 1 to 363 code for a protein of 120 amino acids. Gene Ontology annotation, cellular component: extracellular matrix. The record is from RefSeq and is a predicted model, not a curated record.
AUGUUCAAAGUUUGUGUUGUACUUGCUGUGCUGCUUGCAGUAGCGGUCGCCGUCGACGAUUACCAUUCGCAUCCGAGCUACAAAUUCGAGUAUGGAGUUAAGGACCCGCACACCGGAGACCACAAGAGCCAAUGGGAACACCGGGAUGGAGACGUUGUCAAGGGAGCCUACACUCUGCAUGAGGCUGACGGAACCGAGCGAGUGGUUGAAUACUCGUCGGAUAAACUUCAUGGAUUCCAGGCUCACGUGAAGCGCGUGGGACAUGCCCACCACCCGCAGGUCUAUGGCCACCACGGAGACUUUUCCGGAUCGUACAAGCAUGGCUAUGGCCAUAGCUACAUUAAACUCUCAAAGUAUAACUAA